Penaeus monodon (black tiger shrimp) is the source of this 2196-nucleotide messenger RNA. Its product is annotated as putative tyrosinase-like protein tyr-3. The record is from RefSeq and is a predicted model, not a curated record. Bases 242 to 661 code for a protein of 139 amino acids. NCBI's taxonomy places the organism in Eukaryota, Metazoa, Arthropoda, Malacostraca, Decapoda, Penaeidae. The transcript has 4 exons.
UAAAGCUAGUGGGUCGUGCCCGAGCGUGCCAGUGCCUGCCUUACUCGACACAGGACUACAUCGCCCUUGGAGGAAAUUUUAUAUAAGUCAGAACAAGGGAAACAGGAAAGAGAUUUGAUCCUCUGCUUCGUCGAAGGCAAGUUCCGCGGUGGGAAGAGAGCGAGAGCGAGAGUGCGCGGUUUGUCGCAUCGCAUCCUUUUCCAUCGGCCGUCAAAAGAGGAUUAGAUCGCCUUUCUUCAGGAUGAUGUGCCAGCGUGUCGAGACAGGGACAGUCGUCGUGGCCGCCCUACUUAUAGUGUCAGCGUUCGUUUCCGCCGCCACAGCGUGCAGCGACCGCCACUCGUCGUGCCCCGUCUGGGCGAACCGAGGCGAGUGCUACAAGAACCGCGGCUACAUGCACAUCCACUGCGCCGAUUCCUGCGACCAGUGCGUCGUGCAAGACGAUAAAUGCAAGGACUUCCACGAGCAAUGUCCAGCGUGGGCGGGCAACGGAGAGUGCGAGAAGAACUACGUGUACAUGAGGAAAUCUUGCCCGCGAUCUUGCACCUUCUGCCAGCCUGCGAACAACCACGGCGUCCCCCACGUCAACCACAGCAUUGUCGACAGUUACUGGGAGAAGUUUAGGAAUAAGUACCCAGAGCUCGGUGUCGUGCAUGGAUAAGACACGGCAACAACAGCAACAGAAAUCAACAAGAGCAACAACAACAAACGUACGAAGACUAUAGGAGUCUCUUUUAUAUGAAUUCGUGUACUUUCCUCUCCUCUGGGAUAUUUCUGUCGCCGACGAUCCUGUAAAAGAUCCUUUUUCUUUUUUCUUUUCUUUUUUUUCUUUUUUUCUUUCUCUUCCUCUUUGUGUUGUUGUUGUUUUUUUUCUUAUUAUAAUUUGAGUUCAAUCCCCCUUGGGGUGUUUCGAAUCCCGUACCGUUGAGUUUCGAAUCCCUGAUCUCUUGAGUUUCGAAUCGUUUGGUGACGUCAAGAGGGAGGCGGCCGCUAAAAUGGCUCUCUAAGCAACUUACACUCGUCGAUUUAUUAAUAUAAGGAAAUAUAUGUAGAUUUACUCUUUUUUUCUGUAAUUAUAAUAUUGCUAAGACGGUUGGGAUGAAGGGAAAUCAAGAUUAUGAACUUCGAAACACGUGUCGAACAUGUUUCGAAUGUUCAUGUAAGACAACUUGAAGCAUCUAGGUUUUUUUUUUUCGACGGAUUUAGUUUUCCCUCCGCCCAAGAUGUUCGUCACGAGCUGAUUAACAUGCAAAUUACGCUUCUAUAGGUGAUUAGUUUAUCAUUCAAUAGUUAAUCAUCAACUAAAGCAAAUAUCAUGAUUAUUCUCCGCCAUUAUCAUUUCUCUUCACUUUUUUUCAAAGCACUCAUCGGUGGCGAAAUGCAAAUGAGGCCAAAUGACUCACUUCAAUUAUUAUUUCCUCUCUCUCUCUCUCUCUCUCUCUCUCUCUCUCUCUCUCUCUCUCUCUCUCUUCUCUCUCUCUCUCUCUCUCUCUCUCUCUCUCUCUCUCUCUCUCUCCAUGUAUCUAUUUAUCUGUCUAUCUAUCUAUCUAUAUACCUGUAUGCACUGACAUACAACACGUUCUGUACCAUUUGAAAUGUGAUAUUAAAAAUGACGUUUACUGACAUGCUUUGUACAUAUGUAUUCUUUUGUGUCAUGAAAUACCUGCUCAAGUAUGUAUUUUAAAGGUUUAUAUAAAAAAGAAAAAAAUAUAAGUAAGUAUCAUGUGACAGAAAAUGGUAAUGAGGAUGACAAGAUUUUUUAAGAACAAGAUCUAGGUUUGAAAAUAUAUUUUUACAUUUCUCUCUCUCUUUUUUUAAACAAAUCUUAUUGUGUUUACUCCCUCGCUUGAUAUGAUUAACCUUUAUUCUGUGAUUUUCUAUAGUCUUUAUAUUUUCGCAUCUCAUAUUGUCUUGAAGAAUGACUAUGCGUUUCUGAAUUACUCAAGAUAAAAUUUUAAGCGCGUUACCCCUUUCUAUAUAAUUAUUCAAGAUAAAUUAUUGAGCGCGUUACCCUUUUCCAAAGAUUAUUUUUUUCUUUUUUAGACAUUUCUUAUGAGAAGAGUUACUGUAAUAGUAACUUGGACUAAUUAAUUAAUUUAUGUUACUGUAUUCAAACUAGACGAAAAAAAAAUGGUUGUAAUAUUGUUUUAAAAUGAAGCGCCAUAUCAGGCUGGAAUAUGUGUGUGUGUGUGUGUG